AGAAGCAGAAGAAAACACUUGCUUAUUGUAUAGAAUUGGAGGAAAGAACCAUUCUCACCACUCUCCUUCUCCUCAGCCCCUCCCGAUCUGCUGGUCGGAAGCCCUUGAUAGAUCUGCAAAACCCCAAAUCUUAGAUCUUUCGAUCAAUAGCUGGCAGCCGAGUUUGGUAGAGUGAUUUUAUUUUCUAUUCCGAAUUGCAACCUGCUACAGAUUUAUGGUUGCAAUCGGGAGGUAGGGCUCUUGGAAAGAUUCUGAAUCCUUGUUUUAGUUUAACAACGGAUCGCUGCGGCGGAAGAGAUGCCUGUUGCAGCAUCUGCUAUAUAUUUCCUUAAUCUUCGAGGUGAUGUCCUCAUCAAUCGCCUCUACCGUGACGAUGUCGGGGGAAACAUGGUGGAUGCAUUCCGAAUGCACAUAAUGCAGACAAAAGAACUAGGCAUAUGUCCUGUUCGGCAAAUUGGAGGUUGCUCUUUCUUUUACAUGAGAAUCAGUAAUGUUUACAUUGUGAUUGUUGUGAGCAGCAACGCUAAUGUUGCUUGUGCUUUCAAAUUUGUUGUUGAGGCUGUUGCACUGUUCAAGUCUUACUUUGGUGGGGCUUUUGAUGAAGAUGCUAUACGGAACAACUUUGUUCUAAUAUAUGAGCUUCUUGAUGAGAUCAUGGACUUUGGUUAUCCCCAGAAUCUUUCGCCUGAAAUUUUGAAGCUCUAUAUCACUCAGGAAGGAGUUCGUUCACCAUUCUCAUCAAAGCCCUCGGACAAGCCAGUUCCAAAUGCAACCUUACAAGUUACGGGUGCUGUUGGUUGGAGGCGUGAGGGUCUUGUGUAUAAGAAAAAUGAGGUUUUCUUGGAUAUUGUGGAAAGUGUCAACCUCCUUAUGUCUUCUAAAGGUAGUGUGCUCCGUUGUGAUGUGACUGGGAAGAUUCUCAUGAAAUGCUUCCUUUCGGGUAUGCCUGAUUUGAAACUGGGCUUAAAUGACAAAAUUGGUCUGGAAAAGGAAUCACAGCUUAAAUCCAGGCCUAUGAAAAGUGGAAAGACAAUAGAGCUUGACGAUGUCACAUUUCAUCAAUGUGUGAACCUGACAAGGUUUAACUCGGAAAAGACGGUCAGUUUUGUGCCACCUGAUGGAGAAUUUGAACUUAUGAAGUACCGGAUUACUGAAGGUGUGAAUCUUCCAUUUCGAGUGUUGCCAACAAUCAAGGAAUUGGGCAGGACCCGGUUGGAAGUAAAUGUGAAGGUUAAGAGCGUUUUUGGUGCAAAGAUGUUUGCACUUGGAGUAGUUGUCAAGGUUCCAGUUCCAAAGCAAACCGCCAAGACAAGCUUUCAAGUAACAUCAGGCCGAGCAAAAUACAAUGCCUCUGUUGAUUGUUUGGUCUGGAAGAUAAGAAAAUUUCCUGGACAAACAGAAGCAACCAUGAGUGCAGAGGUUGAACUUAUUUCUACAAUGACGGAGAAAAAACCUUGGACCAGGCCUCCAAUCCAGAUGGAAUUUCAGGUUCCCAUGUUCACUGCAUCAGGCUUGCGUGUUAGAUUUCUAAAGGUUUGGGAAAAGAGUGGAUACAAUACAGUCGAAUGGGUUCGGUACAUCACAAAGGCUGGAUCUUAUGAAAUCAGAUGUUAAGAGGAUAUCAGAAUGCAAUGGUGAGGCACUGAAUAACAUGAAAUAUUCUCUUAUAUGUAUUCUUUUGCAGCAGAAUCGGCAGCACACCAGCGUUAGAUUAGCACUGUAACUUUCCCCACAGGUUAGCUGAACUUCACCUGCUAUUUUGAUUUUUGAAUUUAUUUUGUUAUUAUAGUGACGUUUGAUUGUACUAUUUUUUAAAAUAUUUUUUUUCUUAAAACGUUCUUAUGUUUAGAUGAUGAACACAUUAGUUGGAACCUGAUUUGUAAAUGCAAAAAAUUCUAUUGUUUGUGGUAUCAAUAGUGAUUUGUUGGCUGUAA
Messenger RNA from Dendrobium catenatum, 1934 nucleotides. Its product is annotated as AP-2 complex subunit mu. Gene Ontology annotation, biological process: intracellular protein transport; endocytosis. Gene Ontology annotation, cellular component: clathrin adaptor complex; cytoplasmic vesicle. Bases 298 to 1614 code for a protein of 438 amino acids. NCBI's taxonomy places the organism in Eukaryota, Viridiplantae, Streptophyta, Magnoliopsida, Asparagales, Orchidaceae. The transcript is spliced from 13 exons. The record is from RefSeq and is a predicted model, not a curated record.